AUUCGAAACUCUUAUAAUUCGAAACCGAAAUAAAAGUUAGGUCGCAUUUUACACCUCACAAAAACAACUUCUUUGGGCCGCAUUAAAAAUCAUUUCCCCGUAUAAGGCGGAGUUUGAGUUUCAGGUUCACUUUGGUUCGUUAACCUCGUGGAUUGGGCGUAGCGUUCUGCUGGCGGAAACGGAUUGGAUCCUCGCAGUGAUUAAUAACUGAGAAGUGACUCAUCAUUACGUUGCAAAAUUAGAAUUUUAACAGCACAAAUUUCUGACCUGAUGUUCCUUACUUGACCUGAAAGAUCGAGAAAAACCGCGGCGACAAGUUAAUCACAGCUGGAUAUGGAACGCUUGCUGAUCUGCUGGAAGCUAGUCCUGAAGUGAUCUCUGAGAAGACCGCCAUUUCCAUUAUGGUUAUACGUGUAUGGCAGGCAAAACUGCGUGCUUUGGUACACCAUCCUUAUACUUCUGCUCUGGAUCUCUAUCCCAAGGAGUUACACGAUGCCUUUAUCUGCCCCAUUGGACUGCCUUCUCUGGAGAAUAUAUUUAGCCAGUUGCUUCGCCGUUCAGAGAUUAUGGAAAUUUGCGGUGGGCCUUUGUCCGGGAAAACCCAGUUCUGCCUCCACAUUGCACUGAAUGCGGUGCGUACAAGCAGCAGAAAGGUGCUAUACAUUGACACCGUCGGCCAGCUGAGCGCAAGAAGAUUGAAAAAAAUGUGCAAAUCAUUGGGAGAUUUGCCAAAUAGAUUUAUGAAUUUGCUUGAAUGCAUCUAUACCGUACAAAUUGCGGAUAUUUACGGGCUGUUCCAGUUUCUUGAUUUCCUCCCACACUGGAAGGGCUCUUUCCUGGGAGCAGAGGAUGAAUUGUUUAUCUCCGACCAACCUGAUAUUAUCAUUAUUGAUUCUUUGUUCGCUAUUUUGGCUCCGUUUGUGGGAUCGAAAGUUGAUCAAGGCUAUGGUUACAACCUGAUUAAUGAAAUGGCUUUCACCCUUAAAAACAUCGCAUCGGAAAUGGGUGUUCUGGUUAUAUAUACUAAUUUAAUGCCAGCAACUGUUUCCAAAACGGAUCGACAUGCAAACCUGGGCUUGUUUUGGCAGUCAGUACCACACCAUCGCAUAGGAUUGGAGAGUGAUGAUAAAGCAUCCAACGAGAAAUUCGGAAACGGCGAUGUACGCCGGUGCAAGGUGAUCCGAGGAGUUUUGAUGAAAAGUACUACACUGGCUGUUGGAACUGAAAUAGUAUUUCUUAUUACCGAACAAGGGCUUUCUGACAUGCCUGGAGCCGAAGAUGAUUCGGUUGUAAUGGAGCUAUCGCAAGAAGUGUAAAGACUCUGUAAACGAAUGUGGAGAAAAGUGUGGACAAAAGUAACUUAUUUUUAAAAUAACGCUUGACGGCAAUCGGCUUUGAGAGGAACUGCAAGCAUUUCGCUCUUGAUUCUGUGAUACUUGAUGAUAUCGCAUGAAGUAUAUAUAGACUUUCUAAAGGGAUGUGAAAAAGUAGUUUGAAAUAACGUUUAGAGGCAUUCCGGACGCUUUGAGGGGAAAAAAUUAGAAAAAGCACUUUGCUCUUGAUUCUGUGAUACUUCGAUGGUUUGUUGUUUUAUUACGGGUGUGUACAAAAUUUCUUAGAUCCAAUAAAAGAUUGACAGUAGAAG
Molecule: messenger RNA, 1645 nt
Organism: Paramacrobiotus metropolitanus
Lineage: Eukaryota; Metazoa; Tardigrada; Eutardigrada; Parachela; Macrobiotidae
Product: DNA repair protein RAD51 homolog 4-like
Exons: 9
Coding region: 402-1316 (304 amino acids)
Biological process (GO): double-strand break repair via homologous recombination; reciprocal meiotic recombination; telomere maintenance
Cellular component (GO): centrosome; Rad51B-Rad51C-Rad51D-XRCC2 complex; replication fork
Molecular function (GO): ATP-dependent DNA damage sensor activity; ATP binding; four-way junction DNA binding
Source: RefSeq, a predicted model, not a curated record